AUGUGGCAAAAACCAUGUGAAACUUGUACCUCAUGCAACACCUCACGCAUGCAGCCCAACACGUUGCACCUUCUGCAUCUCUUUUUAUACCUCGUUUUCCCAGCCUCAAUCCACCCCAACAACUUCCCAUCCCAACCCCUCCGAAAAUUACUCAAAUACCCUCCUCUCCCCAAACCCCAACUUCACGCGCCGCCGCCGCCAAUGGCCGAUCGAGACCGCCCGCAGCCCCACCAAAUCCAGAUCCACCCCCAGCCCCACUACGGCCGCUACGAGGGCGGCGCCAAGUCCAUCCUCCCCCAGAAGGGCCCGUCCACCGGCCAGAUCCUUGCCGUCGUCGCCCUCCUCCCCGUCACCGGCACCCUCCUCGCCCUCGCCGGCCUCACUCUCGCCGGUAGCCUCGUCGGACUCGCCGUGGCCACCCCGCUGUUCGUGAUCUUCAGCCCCGUCCUCGUCCCCGCCGCCAUCCUGGCCGCCGGCGCCGUCACGGCGGUCAUAACGUCGGGGGCCUUCGGGCUGACGGGGCUCUCGUCCCUGUCGUGGGUGGUGAACUCGUUCCGGCAGGCCACCGGGAAGGAUCCGCUGGAUUACGCGAAGCAGCGCGUACAGGAAGGGACCGUUUAUGUGGGCGAGAAGACCAAGCAAGUUGGGGAGACGAUUAAGAGCAAGGCAGCGCCGGAGACCGGAGGGCGAGAAGGCGGAGCCGCCGGCCGGACCUGA
Molecule: messenger RNA, 717 nt
Organism: Striga asiatica
Lineage: Eukaryota; Viridiplantae; Streptophyta; Magnoliopsida; Lamiales; Orobanchaceae
Source: the annotation of a GenBank genome assembly